Messenger RNA from Fonsecaea multimorphosa CBS 102226, 1302 nucleotides. RefSeq lists its product as uncharacterized. The record is from RefSeq and is a predicted model, not a curated record. Gene Ontology annotation, cellular component: Golgi membrane. Gene Ontology annotation, molecular function: UDP-galactose transmembrane transporter activity. Gene Ontology annotation, biological process: pyrimidine nucleotide-sugar transmembrane transport. The coding region runs from base 1 to 1302 and encodes 433 amino acids. The transcript is spliced from 2 exons. NCBI's taxonomy places the organism in Eukaryota, Fungi, Ascomycota, Eurotiomycetes, Chaetothyriales, Herpotrichiellaceae.
AUGACGACCAAAGAUGGUGUCUCGACCAUCCAUGGCAUCCCUACGAAAUACGUCUCCCUCCUCACCCUCGUGGUCCAAAACUCCUCCCUCGUCCUUGUUAUGCGAUAUUCUCGAAUCCUGCCUGGUCCGAGGUACCUGAGCUCAACGGCGGUCGUGCUAUCCGAAGUCCUUAAAUGCCUAAUAUGCUUCUGCGUCCAUCUCAGCGAGCAGCGGCACCAUUACCGAUCCUCCCGUCUUCCAACCCUCUCAGAUGACGCACCUUCGCACUUAAAUCCAGCCAGCUAUGGUCUGAAGCAGCUAUGGGCCGAUGUCUUCAGUGUCAAAAGUGGUUUCUUCAAGCUCCUGGUCCCUGCCGUUCUAUACACCCUCCAGAACAAUCUUCAGUUUGUCGCUGCCACCAAUCUGGAUGCCGCCACGUUCCAGGUCACCUAUCAAUGCAAGAUCCUGACGACAGCUAGCUUUGCCGUGUUGAUGCUCGGCCAGAGCCUGUCGGCUAAAAAAUGGUUAUCCCUAGUCAUCCUCACGGCCGGAGUUGCUUGUGUUCAGAUCCCUUCCUCGACGGCCUCGGCGAAUCCCCAGCAAGGCAAUUAUCCGGUUGGCAUCAUUGCUGUCGCGAUUGCCUGCAUUUGCUCGGGUUUCGCUGGUGUCUAUUUCGAAAAGGUCCUGAAGAACGGUCAAAACUCGUCCAUCUGGGUCCGCAAUAUCCAGCUGAGCAUCGGCUGUCUGGCCAUUGCGCUCACCGGGGCUUUGGUGUGGGACGGCCAGGCGAUCCGGGAGAAUGGCUUUUUCCAGGGUUAUAAUUCCAUCGUCUUUGCAACAGUCUGCAUUCAGGCGGCUGGCGGCCUUAUUGUGGCAAUGGUCAUCAAGUAUGCCGACAAUAUCCUCAAGGGCUUCGCCACCUCCCUCUCGAUCAUCUUGUCAACUAUUGCCUCGAUCUUCAUCUUCAACUUUGUUCCCACGAUAUAUUUUCUCUUCGGCUCAAUCUUGGUGUUCUUGGCUACGUAUUUGUAUAGCGUGCCCGAGGCCCCAAAAGCUAUUGAGGCCGCUGCGGCCGACCCUUCUGAGAAGAACCCGAUCCUCGUGGUGGAAGACUAUGACCUGGAGGGCGGAGUUAGCUCAAGGGCCAUUCAGAAGCCCUUUCGGGAUGAUAGCGACCCUGAGUCGGGCGACGAAGCAAGUCGCGACAGUAUCAGCAUCUACGAUCCGGAUGAUGGCAACUAUUCUCGGAAUUUCUCCCCCUCAUUGAUCCAGAAUUCGACCAUGGAAAAGCAAGUGCUCCCCGAGCUGGGUCAUGUGGCAUGA